Messenger RNA from Megachile rotundata (alfalfa leafcutting bee), 1244 nucleotides. Its product is annotated as transmembrane protein 231. Lineage: Eukaryota; Metazoa; Arthropoda; Insecta; Hymenoptera; Megachilidae. Gene Ontology annotation, cellular component: ciliary transition zone; ciliary membrane. The record is from RefSeq and is a predicted model, not a curated record. Gene Ontology annotation, biological process: regulation of protein localization; cilium assembly.
UGCAAAGUUUGGUAUAUUGAUCUUUACAUUUAUACAUAUACUGUAUAUUUUUCUUUAUAUUACAUCAAUUUUGCGAAAGUAUGCAUAAGUGAUCAAGAUACAUCUUUUUAUCUACACACUUAUUUUACUUAUGGUAAUUUUGUAGCGCAUGCUACAAAAAUUGCCGGUUUAUCUCAUAACACUGUUUCCAAUCAUCCGUAAUUAUAGGAACGAAUAAAAUGCUGAUUAUAACAAAUUUUUUAUUAGUUAUGAUAUACAUUGAUAAAUGAAAUAUUUAAAUUUUAAUAUACAUUUAACACAAUUAAAUUGCAUGUUUUGUGUAAUUUAAUGACAUAAAUGAAUAAUAUUGUCUACAUACAAUCCAAUUCUAACCGCCUUUGUUGUAUAUGUAUAUUUUUGCCUCGUUGCCUAGGCAACGCGUCAUAAUUAUGAUGGCAGCUGUAGAAAUAUUUUCAAGUUCUGUUGAUUAUAAAUAUCAAAGUCGAAUAUGUUCUGUAAGUUUUUUAAUUGUAUUGUUUCUUGUAACUUUAUUAGUAUUUACACCAUUUUUUAUUAUCUAUAAUACAGGAGGAUCUUCAUUGAAAAAUCGUGUCUAUACAGAAAAACCAUAUAUAUCAUUUAAUUAUAAAUAUCUAAUAUUAGCAGAUAAGGGCUAUAGUGUUAGUCCAAUAGUUUGUUCAGCAUUCACAAUGUAUAAAGAUAAUAAAAUUACAGAUGAUUGUACAUUAAUAAAGGUGCAAGAGAUAGAUACAAAUAGUGAUGGUAAAAAGGAUAUUUUAAAAUUUGAGGCCCAUUUUUAUACAAACAUCCCUGUUAAAUCUUACAAGAUUUUACUAUUUUUUAAUUUUCAGUUGAAGCAAUUAUUUGAAAUAACAAUUGAGUCUAUCGCAUUAUUUACUCAUGUAUUAAAUGAAGAAGUACAAAGGAUACAAUUUUUUGGAGAUUUGACAUUACAGCAAAAGGGCCUUCUUACCAGUGAAGGUUUAUAUGAAUCUUAUAAUCAGAGUAUAGAGAUGGUCAAUUACUCAUUAGAAGAAUUACUCUUACAAAAUUCUAAUAGAAAAUUUGCAGCUAAAAUAAACAAUGAGCAUAUAAUAAAGUUCGCAGGUCACACACAAGAAAAUAAAGUAGUAAUUUGUGCAGAAAUAAUCUAUAAGGACAGCUUAAUUUACUAUCAGCCCAGUAUUUUGGAAGAAUUGAAAUGGGCAUGGGGCUGCAGUUUAUAUAAAUUAGAACAUAGGUGA